Molecule: messenger RNA, 5643 nt
Organism: Xylona heveae TC161
Lineage: Eukaryota; Fungi; Ascomycota; Xylonomycetes; Xylonales; Xylonaceae
Exons: 7
Coding region: 1-5643 (1880 amino acids)
Biological process (GO): Golgi to endosome transport
Cellular component (GO): endosome; trans-Golgi network
Source: RefSeq, a predicted model, not a curated record
AUGAGUCUCGAGCCUGGCUUCAGACCACGGUCUGUCUCCCCAGCAAGCUCUGGUCGAUCCUCCCCUAUAAACCAUCUGGCUCAGUCCAGAGUUGAAGAGGAGGAACUCAAAAAGGACAAAUCAUAUCGAAGAUAUGCCUCCAAUGUAGCUCGUGUGUUAGCAUUAUUUGAGACUGCUUUGCAAGAAUGGGCAGACUACAUUUCAUUCCUAGGCCGCCUGCUCAAAGCUCUGCAAACACAUCCUCCUAAUAUCACCGUAAUUCCUCAUAAGACGAUUGUUGCUAAGCGCCUGGCACAAUGCAUGAACCCUUCCCUGCCGUCCGGCGUGCAUCAAAAAGCUCUAGACGUCUACGCAUUCAUAUUCUCCACAAUUGGCAGAGAACACCUAGCCCGCGACCUGCCCCAGUAUCUUCCAGGAUUGACUCCGACCUUGUCAUUCGCCUCUCUUUCCGUUCGGCCCGCGUUUCUAUCGCUCCUGGAAGAACACGUACUUAGACUUGAUAAAACUGCCCUCCGUCCUGCCCUGAAAGCAAUCAUUCUCUCCCUGCUUCCUGGCUUAGAAGAAGAGACCAGCGAAGAUUUUGAGCGCACAUUUCGAAUUCUAGACGGGUUCCGAGAUGCCCUCAGAGACAAGGAGACGAUCACGUUGGACAAGAUCUACGGAACUGGCGAUUCAUACUUCUGGCAAUGCUUCUUCUUAUCGUCUAUUACGGGCCCAAGCAGGAGGCAAGGUGCACUGGCCUUUCUUGCCAGACGGCUACCGAAACUCGGAGUCGACCCUCGUCGCGGAUCAGUGCAGUCGGACACAUCCAUUGAAGGAAAUGGGGUCGACUCUGUAGAAAGCCCUUCAUCAGUAGAAGAUGUUGUGUCCCCGGAGCCAGGCCUUUUGAUCAGAUGCUUCAUAACAGGCUUAUCCGACGAAAAUAUCCUCAUCCAAAGAGGGUUCCUGGACUUACUGGUAACACAUCUGCCGCUAGAUUCAUCGGUUUUGCAAAGCAAGGCAAACCCGGCAGACCUGGAGAAACUAGUUGGGGCUGCGGCGGGCGUGGUCGCUCGCAGAGACAUGAGCUUGAAUCGGCGAUUAUGGGUCUGGCUCCUAGGACCUGAAUCAUCCUCUACCUCGGAGAAUGACCGUGUACCUGAUACGCCGUCGUCUGGCGAUACUAAUAUCAGACCUGAUCACGCCCACUAUUUGAAAAAGUUCGGGCUUCAGCCGCUGAUUCGGAGCCUCAGGGCACUUGUCGAUCGUCCAAUAAAAGCGCCUGGGGAAAGAGCUCGACCUUUCAAAAUAUGCUUGUCUCUAAUGGAUCGCUGGGAAGUUGGCGAGCUGCUGAUACCAGCAAUCUUUCUCCCUGCGCUGGAGAAUGUUCGAUCCUAUGAGCAUAUUGCAACCUCAUAUGAUAAUUUUUCUGAAGUACUCAGAAGUGCUAGUGUUUUUUUCGACGGUGUGGAAAGUGGCUUGAUAUGGGGCGAGAUUUUUGGUCUGGUUACAGCUGCCUUGAAUGAUACCUCAUUGAACGCUCGUAUAAGACAAGAAAAGCUUGAUCUUGUGGACUUUAUUGUUAAUCACUUCAACAUCAGGGAAGAAGAGAUGCUGAUCGUUCAUAUGCCUUUGGUGACUCUUGCCCUAUUAGCAUUGGUCAGGUCGCGAGAUGUGAAACAAUCAUCAGGGAAUUCCGAUUCUGAAGAGCGGAUUCUAAGCCAAGCUUUGAGUAUCGCCAACCAUCUAAUGGAAAUGAUUCCGAAGCGGGCCUUUCUCGUAAGUACUGCUACUGAACUGUCCACUACUCCUCGACGACCAAGCCAGCCGUCUAUCUCCAAGCCUGGCGAGCUGUUAGGGAAGAUUAGACGAUUCUAUGUUCAGGCACAAGGAAAUCUCGACAUUUCAAACCCGCCUUUCCCAGCAAAGGAGGUUGGCGAGUUGCUUCUAUAUGAGGUCUCCGGGUCAUUGUCUCGGGGUCUUCGCUCGCAGUCAGCUUCAUCUAUCGAGUACCGAACAAAGCUCUUUGUGGCAAUGUUAAACAAACUCCCCCGGCCAGAGUCGAUCGAUCGGAAUGAGCUUUUUGAAGCAUUCCAAUUCGCUUUGCAAUCAUCAAAUGAUAUUUCAGACAUUGACCUGUCGUACUCAAUCUUCUCUGCUCUAAUAACCGUCACCUCAGCUCUUUUGUCAUCUGGUAAUCCCGGCCAUGACUUGGAAGGCCAAAUCACCAAGCUGGUGGAUCCACUUGUGCAACGAGCGUGGGAUCUGCUGUCUCCGGCCCAACCGAAAUACCACGUUGAGACCGUUCGAUGUCUUUGGCAUCUCGAAUCUCUGACUCCGAUGGAGCGUCAGGUUGAGGCAGUUAUUUCUCGGCUCGUGAUACACGGCUCAAAGGCUGAAGCUUACGAAGAGCAUGACAUGAACACCGCCAACAGAUUUGCGGUACUUUGGACUCACAGCGUACAAGUACAACCCGAAAGUGGGCAGGCGCUUCCUGCAACUGCGUCUGAAGGUGAUCGGCGACCAAGCAGAGUAGCAGCGGGAAAUUUUGAGACAAUGCUCACUCGGCCAUUGUUCCUGCUCCUGGAUGGUCUUUCCGAGAAAGAAAUUGGGAAUUUCAUGUUCGUCAGGAGUUGGCUCCAAACGCUCCUUAGCAUCGACAAAAUUCUUGUGCUCAUCCUCUCAAAGCUCCAGACAACUUGGGCGGAGCGGUCGACGAUCGCCAGCUCAGGUUUAGGCGAGGGCGAGUUUGGAGCGCAGUGUGAUUUCGAAACUUCUCUAUACUAUUUAGACACAUUGCUAAAGGUAUUAAGACUGGCUCCCGAAAAUGCUUCUCAGGCUUUGAACCAUAGAUUCAUAUCAGGGGCGGUUGAAGCCGGACAAGGAAAAGAUUCUGCAACCCAAGCAAGUGGUAUCAAUCUGCAGACAGUUAUUGUCCAGACUUGUGUUCAGAUCCUCGAAGACUACGAGCCGGUAAAAGACAAGAAAAAGCAAGCAAGAGGAUCCGAGAUUUUUAGCUCAACGGUAGCGGUAUUGGAGCAACUCAUGCUUGGCCCUAGUGGGCCCAGCGUUUUUGAUCAGCUUGAAGUCGAGCAAUUUCUGAUGGGGAGACUCCUCUCCGUUCUUGAUGGCGAAGAAACGUUCCUUCAGAAAUCGCUCAUGGACGCCCUUCUGGCUGCAUUAAAACUAAGAUUCCUCACCUCCACGUCCAACGAACAUGUGACACAACGUAAGUCCGUGUCAAAAGAAGAGAGGAGGCUGUCACGAUUGUCCACCUCUGCAGAGCAAAUUGACAUGCCCUCACCACGAUCCAUCGACCCUGACCUGUGUCGAGACCUCAUAGGAUGCAUUCAGAAAGGACUCUCGUCGCCGUCAGGGCGGUUGAUUCUGGAUAACUGGGUAAACUUUCUUGCAGCAUGUAUCCCGCUUUUUACGGACACGAUCUAUCAAGUUCUAUUACCUCUAGUGGGGUGUCUCUGUGCCCAAGCCAAUAAUACGUUCCAGGUGCUGAAAGCUAGCUUCAGAAACAAGAGAGCCGUCCAGGAAUUUUCACCGGACUCCGCAGUGAUUGCCUUUUUGAAUGGCUUGGAACAAGUUCUGGCAACAGCCCACCAACGAUUGGUGAUUGACGAGGCAAAAAGUGUCAAUGUCAAAAGCCCGGACCAGCAGCAGGGCUUUUUUGGAAAUAUGGUAUCUGGUGUCUUUACGAGUGAGGCAAACCAAGCACGCAGUGCGUCCACUAAUGAUCGUUUAACGAUAGUACUCUCAUUUCAAGACAGCGUCCGAAUAUGCUACGAGAUAUGGUCGUGGGAGAAUGUGACGUCGGAAGGCUCCGCUGAUAUUCUCAACCCUCCAGCAUCAUUCGCAUUUACCUCAUUGAGAGUGCGUAACCGCGCGAGAAGAAUUUUAGAACACCUCUUCUCGGCCGAGGAGCUUGAAUGUUUGGAGACGCUUGUAGUCAUCUGGCGCGAUUCAAGAGUAGCAGCAGGCAACGCUAAUAAUUCUCGAAUUAUUCAGCUGCUCCAUGUCCUGGACGGCUCACGGCCGAAAAACACGAUUCCCGCAAUCUUCAAUGCCAUUUACAGCAGGACGAACCCUGGUGCCCUCGACCCCCUUCGCAAAUCUAGUCUCACAUCAAAUUUGUCAGGUCCUGAUAUGGUCGAUUUUCUUGUCGAUUACGCCCGUUCUCUAGAAGAGGACGCAAUGGACGAGAUAUGGGCAGACUGUGUAACGUUCCUGCGGGAUGUCCUCUCGAACCCUUUCCCACAUCGGCACACCCUUCCUAGGCUGCUAGAAUUCAUGAGUAUCCUUGGUGAAAAAGUGGAUGAAACAAAUUUUGGAGAACAGCGCAAGAUGCGGAAAGAGUUAGGAGAACUGUUCGUCCGCCUUCUUUCUGCAACCUUCGCGACUAAGCCUGUAUCAAUUUCCCAAGAUUCUCCGCCGCCAAUUAUGACAGAAACCGUGGCUGCGACCAAGGAAGGCUCUGAACAAUCCGCUGAGAAGAAGGCAGCGCGAUACGAUGAUGUGAUUGGAAUAUUAUCAACCACUAUGCCCCAUUUACCCAAGGUCGUGGUUGAACCGGAUCGAAUAGCCACAGUAGCCUCAAUUAUCUCCACGAAUGUCAUCGCGCCGAUAUUUAGGGCCAAGACGUUCCCUUUUACUGUCACCAAAUGUGUGCUGGAUCUACUUUACCAGCUAUCAAAACUGGCAAAUGCGUCAAAAAGUUGGAGAAAGGAUGUUGCGGAUGCUUUCAAUGAUCCUCGUUAUUUCUCGACCCCUUUGCCCUAUGUACAGAGCCAUUGGCUGUCACUCCUCCGGCAGUGGACUCUUGGUGAUCAGGAUCGUCUGACAGAACUACUCAGAGGUAUCUCCGCACCUACUGCAGCCGGUAUAAUGUUUGGAGUCGGGGCGUCUUCGGCCCGCCAAGAAGCUGAUCGCAAGGCGCAGCUAAAUCUUCGGCGAAUAGCAGCUCUGCUUGUUGCAAAUCAGGAUGAUAAUUUUGUCGUUAACUUGCCAAGCUUGGAGGAGAAGUUGGCUGAACUCAUGACCGCCACUGCCGCAUCAUCACCAUCCUCUACAACGCGUGCCGAAGUCUUCAUGGUGAUCCGUGCGAUCGUCCUUAAAAACUCGGCCGUGCACUUGGCUUCGCUUUGGCCUCUCAUCAACUCAGAACUGAGAGACGCAAUCUCGUCUGCGUUUCCGGGUGAACAGUCUGAUACGUACAAUAGCUUCUCUCUCCUACAGGCUUGCAAGCUUCUUGAUACCCUCCUUACUAUUGCGCCAGACGAGUUUCAGCUUCACGAAUUUUUGUUCAUCACUGAUACGAUUGAUGCUGUUUAUCGCCCGGAGAACUGGCAUGCCACUGGUCUCGUUGAUGAGGUCUCCGAGGAGCUUGAUUCGACAUCAACUUCCAAUGCGCAUGCUGGCCAUGCGAGUAUCGGGUCAAGUCAUUCAAUUCGUGACAGUCGACGACCGCUUUUAAAAUCGAGCAGCUUCGAAGACAUGCCGAAAGACGACCUUCUUGCGAAGGUUCUGCGGCCCUUUUUCCGCCAAUUGAGCAUUUACGAAUUUGAAAGCACCUAUCACAUGGGUCCACCGGAUGUGCAGACCUGCAUCGAGGAUCUGCUUGCAGAUAUUUUCAACGAGCGCACCAUUGUUUCGUAA